Molecule: messenger RNA, 1083 nt
Organism: Heterostelium album PN500
Lineage: Eukaryota; Evosea; Eumycetozoa; Acytosteliales; Acytosteliaceae
Product: Hsp20/alpha crystallin family protein
Exons: 2
Coding region: 1-1083 (360 amino acids)
Source: RefSeq, a predicted model, not a curated record
AUGUAUAUUUUAGAAGAACCAAUUUAUUAUCAAAAUAAAGUUAGACCAAACUAUUACAAUAGUAGAGAAAGACAACCACAAAGUUAUGAUGAAUUUUUAUUUGGACAACCACAACCAGCACUCUAUGUUGAAAUUCCAGUUUCAAGAUUGAAUCAAUUCUAUGGAGGUGAUUCUUCUGAUGAGGAAGAUGAAUAUAUGGAUGAGGAUGACUAUGAACAAGAGAGAAUAAAUCAUCUUAGAGAAAAACAAUAUUACCAACAAUUAAGACAAGAAGAGCAGAGAAAGAAACAACAGCAAUUUCAACAAUUUCAACAAUAUCAACAGAGAAAACAAAGAGAACAACAGGAACUAUUGGAGAGAGAGAAAUUGAGAAAAUUAGAAGAUGAACAAAGACAACAACAAAUACUAUUGGAGAGACAAAGAAAACAGAAAUAUCAACAAGAGUUAUUACAGCAAAGACAAAGAGAGCAACAACAAGAAUAUUUAGAGAAACAGAGAAAACAAAGACAACAACAAUUUUUGGAGCAACAAAGAAAACACCAACAACAACAACAAGAACAACAACAAAGACAGCAAAUUCAAUUUGAAGAAAGACAAAGACAAUUAAGAGAGUAUCUUGAGAGACAAAAGGAAGAGAAAUUGAAAGUUGAAAAGAAAUUUAUUCCCAAAUAUCAAAUUUCUGAUUCUGUUGAUGGUUCAGUGUUGAUUUCAGUUGAACUUGCAGGCUUCAAGAAAGAAGAUAUCAAUAUAUCUGUAAAUGGCUUACUUUUAACUGUUUCUGGUACAAAGAGUGAAGAUACAAUCAAUUCUAAAGAGGAUUCUCCAUAUUUCGAAGAGAUUGAUGACCAAGAGAUCGAUUUUAUCAACUCUACCGACUCGCCUAUUCCACUACGAAAUCCAUGGGCUAGUAAACAAACAACUCUUGUAAAACCAAAGCAAAAUGAUAGUUUCAGUUUACCAUUUGAACUUUCAAAGAAUCUUGAUUUGACAACAAUCAAUGCCAAGCAUACUAAUGGAAUGUUGAAUAUUAAAAUCAAUAGAAAACCAACUCAAAAAUCAUUCAGUGUUAAUAUCUUAUAUUAA